Messenger RNA from Drosophila takahashii, 857 nucleotides. Its product is annotated as thymidylate kinase. Gene Ontology annotation, cellular component: cytosol; nucleus; mitochondrion. Gene Ontology annotation, biological process: dUDP biosynthetic process; dTDP biosynthetic process; dTTP biosynthetic process. Gene Ontology annotation, molecular function: ATP binding; nucleoside diphosphate kinase activity; dTMP kinase activity. The record is from RefSeq and is a predicted model, not a curated record. NCBI's taxonomy places the organism in Eukaryota, Metazoa, Arthropoda, Insecta, Diptera, Drosophilidae.
CUGGUCAAAAUGCAAUAACACGCCGACAAUUACGAAUUGCAAGACAAAAUGAGCGCGGGAAAACGAGGAGCCUUGAUAAUAUUCGAAGGAUGCGAUCGCAGUGGCAAGACCACCCAAAGCCGCCUGCUGCUUGAACUGCUAAAAUCAAAGGACAUUCCCGUUUUGCCCAUGAACUUCCCGGAACGCAGCUCCAGCAUUGGCCAGGUGAUAAACUCCUAUUUGACCAACAGCAAGGAUCUGCCCGAUGAGGUUAUCCACCUCAUGUUCUCCGCCAAUCGCUGGGAGCACAUGAACCAGGUGCGGCAAAGGUUGCUGGAGGGAAAAACCCUAAUUGUGGAUCGAUAUUCCUACUCCGGAGUGGCCUACAGUGCGGCCAAGGGAUUGGACUUCGACUGGUGCUAUGCUCCGGAAAGGGGCCUCAUAAAACCAGAUGCAGUUUUCUACCUAAAAGCCUCCGCCGAUGACCUCACAAAUCGCGAGCAAUACGGUGAAGAGCGUUACGAAAAGGUGGAGUUCCAGGGACGAGUGGCCCAGGUAUUCGAUCGCAUCUGCUCCAAGGAGGGCAGCUAUUGGCACCAGUUCGAUGCCAGCCAGCCAGCCAAGGAUUUGCAUGCCCAGAUAGCGAGUAUAGCGGAGGCCAUCCUGGAAAAGGUAGCCAACCAGCCCCUGGACAAGUUAUCAUAGCCCAGGUCCGUGUAUCGCCAUUCAUUAGAGGGGAUUUACCUUGAUUUAUGCAAUACACGAGUGUUUGUUAUAAAUGUUUUUAAAUGGCGCUUAACUUUUAAUUUACGAUAAGGCCGCAGGCAAUAAAUCCAAGGACGUCGUUAGGUGUUGAGCGAAAUGCAUUUACAGCACAG